ACUGAAAAAAAAUAAAAAAUAGAAUAGCUUCUUUUUACGCGAGGCUGUUUUUGAAAUGUAACUCCAACUUAGGCUCCCUACGGAACGGCAAAAGUUGCGCGGGCCCAGUUCAAUCAGCUUCGACGCAACGUAACGUAACGUAACGUAACGCAUGUUUCGCCAGUCAUCAUGCCCCUGCGUUCCUCGGAGUGUUAAAUGGCAGAUAUGAGAUGACGUGAGGAGAAAAUUGGAAGUUUCCCCCGAAGAAGCACGUCAGCAGUCGAGCGUUUAGCAUCUACCCCGCAAGAGUAUACCCCACAAGAGUAUACCCUGCAAGAAUAUACCGCAGCAUCUAUCAGAAGCAUCUACCCGAAGCGGCUUCCCAUUUUUUAUGGCCUAAACCAAGCGCGUAUAGGUAUAUGUACGCUUAUAAGUUUCUGUAGAAAGAGGAGAGAGGCGACGACGACGUUUGUGGGACCUCUCUGCCCAUCUCCACCUCCCCCUGGCCGCCUUCCCCUGUUAUGCCUUUGUUUUCGCGCGCGACUCCCCAUUCUUGAACAUCCCCAAAAUUUGAAGCCAAGCGUUCUAGCAUGAUAACCGUUUAUGUACCGGCAUUACUAAGUUUAGGGCAGUUAAUAUCAACGGCAAGAUGCAUCAACCUGAUAAGCUACUUUUUCUUUUUGGAUGGGGGGUCGUCAGAUCAAAGUGGACCGAAGAAGAAAAAUAAAAAUGGCCAGGAUAAGGAAAAUUUUAAUAAACAUAUGGAGGACUACCUGGACGACAAGGUAAAAAUUAACCUGCGCAGUAAAAAAAUUAAUCAAUUAAAGCCCAUAUUUACAAACCCAGAGGCGGAAAUUCAUUACUACCUUAGAAGUGAUGGCAAUUACGAUGAGCUCUAUGCCAAGUACCCCUUAUGUGAGGCUAAGUACAAAAUAGCAGAUAAGCUAAAAGGCCUUAGUAUAUUUCAGAAGUCUAUGAAUAAGACGAAGAAGCUAGCCCUAUUGAAGACAUGCAUAAUGGAGAUGUAUGGUGUGCUAUUCGUUACCGUUAGAAACACGAAUGACAUCAUCUCCGUGGUUGCUACCGUUUAUGGGUACAUACCCUACGGAUUAAUCAUUCUAACAUUACUGGGGCUGAUGCUAACUUUUAACAAACUUUUGCUUUACUUCGCUCUUAUUAUGCCCACCCAGAUUACACUGAACGAUUUUGUAUUAAAGAAAAUUCUAAAAAUGGGUAGACCGAUUCAUAGUGCACUACACUCCUAUGGAAUGCCAUCCGGACAUAGCUCCUUUUCUUUCAGUUUACUCACCUUUAUAUUAUUGCACCUAACGGAGUCUAAGAAGGAUAAGUGGACCUUAAUGGCCUACAUCCUUGCCAUCAUUGCGUUGUUGCCAAUACCUUGGAGUCGUGUCUACAUCGAAGAUCAUACCAUGUACCAGGCUCUCGUUGGCUGCAUCUUGGGAUUCAUCAUCGGUGUCGUCUCCUACAUGGUGAAGAGGCAAUGUAUGAAGCAGAAGGAUAACACCAAGUAGGGCGAAGAGGAAACAACGCAUUUGGUCCGUUUAAGCCGUAAGGCGAAACUUUUGUACAUAUGCCCCCUAUCGGUGUGCUGUUCGUUUGGCUAUACCCGGGAGAAAACCUAACCACCACGUAUAGCACUGCUUAACAUUUCGAGGGGGUGCCUCCCCCGAAAAGGGGCACGUUUAACCCCAACUGAGGGUUCCCAGUUUGAGGCCUCCCAAUGAAGAUUACCACCCCAAAACGCGUAAGCGUAAUAAGAAAGGAGAAGCCCUGUGACCAUUUGGCAUUCCAGAAGAGAAACACACAAGGAAGGUCUUACCUUAGAGGAGAGGGCAAUUCGAAAUCCUCCCCCCCCCUCCGUCUAAUCAUAUUUAUGUAAACCCCAUGGUUUAACCCCGCCGGAUGAUUAUCAUACGAUGGUCGCGCAUACAAAAAGAGAGCGGUAGCGUCACAACGCUGAAGGUGCACCUGCAUUGUAUUGGUUCUCACGUUUCUUCCUCUUCUUUUCGGAGAAGACGACUGGACCGGACCAGACCAGCCCGAAUCGACCGAACCGACCGAACCGAACCCCCACCCCCUCGCGCACUUCGCCGUUGUGCAGUUUGCACGGUGCCGUGCAUGGCGGGCAGUGCGCGCAUGUACGUGCGUUUAUAUGUAUAAGUAUAUAUAUAUGUACCUACAUGUGGGUGUAUAUAUUACCCGCGUAUCUGCA
This is a messenger RNA of Plasmodium vivax (malaria parasite P. vivax), 2212 nucleotides long. RefSeq lists its product as hypothetical. Gene Ontology annotation, molecular function: sphingosine-1-phosphate phosphatase activity. Bases 570 to 1511 code for a protein of 313 amino acids. Lineage: Eukaryota; Apicomplexa; Aconoidasida; Haemosporida; Plasmodiidae. The transcript has a single exon. The record is from RefSeq and is a predicted model, not a curated record.